Messenger RNA from Salvia miltiorrhiza (redroot sage), 1627 nucleotides. RefSeq lists its product as uncharacterized. NCBI's taxonomy places the organism in Eukaryota, Viridiplantae, Streptophyta, Magnoliopsida, Lamiales, Lamiaceae. Bases 242 to 1282 code for a protein of 346 amino acids. Gene Ontology annotation, biological process: lipid catabolic process. The record is from RefSeq and is a predicted model, not a curated record. The transcript has 6 exons.
GACAAGCCAUCGCUUAACUGCUCAAGCACGUGGGAUGCGUGCUGCUAAAUUGCGAUCAUUUUUUUUUUUCUUAAAAAAAAAAAAACAUGCCCACAUAAACAGGGAAUCUUCGAAGGCACAACGCAUAAGGAAGCAGCGGAUUCGAGAACAGGAAAUAAAAAAGAAAAAAAAAAGAACUCGAAAAGGGUCCCCAUGAUUCAACUAUGGCAUUGACUUAAAAACUUCGAGGUUGCAGGCAUCAAUGUCCGUUGCCUGCUGUUUACCCCUAGUUGAAUGCGUCUCCUGUUUAGCCUGCAUUCGUUGGGUGUGGAAGAAAUUCCUCUACACUGCUGGCAAGGAGAGUGAGAAUUGGGGGCUGGCAACGGCCAGCGAAUUCGAGCCCGUCCCUCGACUUUGUAGGUACAUUCUAUCUGUGUAUGAGGAUGAUCUCAGGAACCCCAUCUGGGCUCCCCAUGGAGGGUAUGGGAUGAAUCCCGAAUGGAUGUUGAUGAAGAAAGAUUACGUGGACACUGAGGGGAAAGUAUCGCCCUACAUGAUCUACCUCGAUCAUGAUAACGAGGAUAUAGUUUUGGCGAUUAGGGGUCUUAAUAUGGGGAAGGAGAGUGAUAUUCUGAUGUUGCUUGAUAACAAGCUGGGGCAGACGACGUUUGAUGGUGGUUACGUGCAUAACGGGCUGCUGAAGGCUGCUCAGUACGUUUUGGAGGAGGAGUGUGAGGUGUUGAGGGAGCUAGUUAAGAAGUAUCCGGAUUAUAGUUUGACAUUUGCUGGGCAUUCGUUGGGAGCAGGGGUCGUGACAUUGCUGACAAUGUUGGCAGUCAAGAAUAGGGAUAAACUGGGGUAUAUCGAGAGGAAGAGGAUUAGGUGCUUUGCUAUUGCUCCUGCAAGGUGCAUAUCGCUCAACUUGGCCGUUAGAUAUGCAGACGUCAUUAAUUCAGUCGUGCUGCAGGAUGAUUUUCUACCACGGACAACGGUUGCUCUUGAACAUGUCUACAAAUCACUUUUAUGCUUCCCGUGCUUGUUGUGCAUAACGUGUUUGAAAGAUACGUGCACAGUCGAGGAGAAGAUGCUGCAGGACCCGAGGAGAUUGUACGCACCCGGUCGCCUCUAUCACAUCAUUGUGAGAAAACCCUUCAGGUGUAAAAGAAUCACGCCCCUCGUAAGAACAGCAGUGCCUGUGGAUGGGCGGUUCGAGCACAUGGUUCUCUCGUGCAACACGACAAAGGAUCAUGCUAUCAUUUGGAUACUGCAGGAAUCAGAAAAGGCGCUCGACUGCAGUGUAUGAUGGAAAAGGAGCGUGUGAUGGGCAUCCCCCCGGCGCAGAGGAUGGAGAGGCAGGCGUCGCUGGCGAAAGAGCACAGGGAGGAGUAUCGAGCGGCCUUGGAGAGGGCCAUUGCUCUCGAUAUUCCGCACGCGCACUCGCCUUCGUACGGGACCUUCAAAGAGAUGGAGGAAGGUGAGAAUUCGAGCAUUCCCCAUGAUUCUUCAUAUCAGGCAUGAGUUGAUAAAAUGUAGGAGAAAUUGUUGGCUGUGGACACUAGAAAAAAUCAGAUGAUGCUUCAUUCUUUGAUUGAUGUUGAACAAAGUGUUUGGUUUAUGAGUAGUAUUCAUGUUACAGAUUUUAUGGAAA